Helianthus annuus (common sunflower) is the source of this 907-nucleotide messenger RNA. Its product is annotated as ADP-ribosylation factor 2. Gene Ontology annotation, molecular function: GTPase activity; GTP binding. The coding region runs from base 179 to 724 and encodes 181 amino acids. Gene Ontology annotation, biological process: intracellular protein transport; vesicle-mediated transport. The transcript is spliced from 7 exons. The record is from RefSeq and is a predicted model, not a curated record. Gene Ontology annotation, cellular component: cytoplasm. NCBI's taxonomy places the organism in Eukaryota, Viridiplantae, Streptophyta, Magnoliopsida, Asterales, Asteraceae.
CAGUUUGGUCAUUUAACCAAAAGGAUUCCGUUGACGCUUCACGCUACCUUAUUUUACGAACCUCCUCUCUCUCUCUCUCCCUCUCUAUAUCUCCUCUCACACCCACCAUUUUCAGAUCGAUCGAUCCCCCCUCUCCAACAAGCUUCUCUCUCUCUCAGGGAUCGUCAUCAGAAAAAGGAUGGGGCUCACAUUUACCAAACUCUUCAGCCGGCUUUUUGCCAAGAAAGAGAUGCGCAUAUUGAUGGUGGGUCUCGAUGCAGCUGGUAAGACAACUAUAUUGUACAAGCUCAAGCUCGGGGAGAUUGUGACUACCAUUCCUACCAUUGGUUUUAACGUGGAGACUGUCGAAUACAAAAACAUCAGCUUCACCGUGUGGGAUGUAGGGGGUCAAGACAAGAUCCGUCCACUAUGGAGGCACUACUUUCAGAACACACAGGGUCUUAUCUUUGUGGUUGAUAGCAAUGAUAGGGAUCGAGUUGUUGAGGCAAGAGAUGAGUUGCACAGGAUGUUGAACGAGGAUGAGCUAAGGGAUGCUGUUCUUCUUGUCUUUGCUAACAAACAAGAUCUGCCUAAUGCAAUGAAUGCUGCUGAAAUCACUGAUAAGCUUGGCCUUCACUCUCUCCGACAGCGCCACUGGUACAUCCAGAGCACCUGUGCCACCUCUGGGGAAGGACUUUACGAGGGGCUCGACUGGCUCUCCAACAACAUCGCUAACAAGGCAUGAAGUGAUGAUUGACUUGCUCUUCUCUGAGGUUAUGGAAUUAAGUUUGUUUGUUAAACAGGCAUUUGAUUUGAUAUAUAUAGGACAUCGUGUGAUACAGUGUUUGGUUGGAACUUUGUUGGUAUUUUAAAGAUUUUGAUUCAUAUAAUCUAAAGGAUUCAGAGAUACUAGUGCUCUGCUUGUUUA